AUGAAACCAGGUGAAAAGCUGGACGAUCCUAACCUGUGGAACGACUACGUGCAGUUUAUGGGAGAACUGGGUAACAGAAUCCAGUCACCACUACCAUAUAAGUACAGCGAUAAUUUGACAAAUGAUACAGAUGUGGCAGAUUUUGUAAGAGCAUUGAUGACUUACUGUAAAGCUUUCAGUUGUUUUAAUUCGCUUCUUCUAAUCGCCAAAGGAACAUUUGCAGACCUUGGAAGCGAGCAUAAAGAGGAUGACGAAAAAGCGGAUCGGAAAAUCGACGGCCAAAAGCAAGAUUUAGAAAAAAAUUAUCUUUCCUGUUCGGUGAGAAGUACUUGA
Messenger RNA from Porites lobata, 333 nucleotides. Lineage: Eukaryota; Metazoa; Cnidaria; Anthozoa; Scleractinia; Poritidae. The record is from the annotation of a GenBank genome assembly.